Chionomys nivalis (European snow vole) is the source of this 387-nucleotide messenger RNA. It is a transcript of the gene Spink4, whose product is annotated as serine peptidase inhibitor Kazal type 4. Lineage: Eukaryota; Metazoa; Chordata; Mammalia; Rodentia; Cricetidae. Bases 8 to 268 code for a protein of 86 amino acids. The transcript is spliced from 4 exons. Gene Ontology annotation, molecular function: protein binding; serine-type endopeptidase inhibitor activity. The record is from RefSeq and is a predicted model, not a curated record.
AAGCAGCAUGGCUAUGCACCUGUGGAUGGUCACCCUGACCUUGGCUGCCUUCCUUGCCAUGGACGGGGAGGUGCAGGUGGAAGCAGGAAGGAUUGCUUUCUUGAGAAUGCCCAUCUGUGAGCACAUGGGAGAUUCUCCAAAGUGCCCCAAGACACCUAAACUGAUCUGUGGCACGGAUGGGGUGACAUAUGAAAAUGAAUGCCAUCUCUGCGUGACCCGGAUAAAAACAAAAGAGGACAUCCAGAUCAUAAAGGACGGCAGGUGCUGAGCCCAGAGACGCACUCCGGCCACGAGACUUCAAGCUAGAGAACAGCAAUGCUCCAGAGGCUAAGAUGUGAAAUAAAAGAUGCAGUCCAAGCUGGUGAAGUGGACCAGUCUUUGGGAACU